CGCGGAACGUCUCCUCCUCGGGCUGAGCUCCUCUAACCUGCUCCGUCGGACAUGCGCUGGCAUCGCUCAGGAUCUCUGCCAUCUCGUCCUCUCAGUCACUGAUCCGCUCCUCAAGGAACCAUGGUGAGCAGGGAGGCCAGCAAAGGCACGCUCACCAACUCGGAGUCUGACUCCGAGACGGCGCCCUCGCUGGGCCAGGAGGGGAAGUACUCCCUGGACUCCGGCAGGCAGCAGGUGAGGAAGAGGAACAAGGCGCUGCAGGUGCGAUUCAAGGACAUCUGCGACGCCCAGAACGAGCAGGCGGCCGGCAAGGGGGGCAAGCCCGUCUCGUACAAGGUGGCAUACCGCAAGUACAUGACCGUCCCCGCCCGCCGCUCCAUCCCCAACGUCACCAAGAGCACGGGUGUCCAGACGUCUCCCGACCUCAAAAAGCGCUACCAGACCUUCCCCUUCGAGCGCAAGAAAGGCCAUGGCCACUCCAUCAAGCACGUCGGAGGCUCCGAGGGCUUCAAGAGUCACAACAACGGCUUUGUGGCGGACCACAAGGGGGCCAAAGCCAGGGAGGGCGCCUCAGACUCCUCCCAGUGCCGGGGGAAGGGCAGCGUGAAGACACAAGCCCUGCUCCACACCAACGAGUGCAUUGCCACCGUGGAGCACCACACGGGCGGCAACUGUGCCGACGCCCUUCUGCUGGGCUUCACCGACGAGGCACAGUGCACCCCCCUCGACGCCCCCGGGACUCCCAACUCCGGUCUGGAGCCCGAGCUGCAGAUAUGCAGCGGCAAGGCCAAGUCCGGAAAAAGCUUGCGUCCGGGGGAGGAGGACUGCAACCCGUCAGCCAAGCGGCAGCUGUUGAACUUUGACGAGGCCUCCACCAGGACCCUGCGGGACACGGGUUCCAAGGUGUCCGGGCCCAUCGCCUGGAACUCCCUGACUCAGGUGGAGUGCCUGGAAAGCCCGUCGGCCCGGAGCAAGCGCAAGAAGGGCCUGCAGCUCAACGGGCUGCAGACGCAGUCGCAGACUCUGCCUCGCGCCGGCUGCCCCGCCCAGGCGCAGUGCCACGCCCGGCCCGUGCGGGCCCCCGGGGGCCCGGACUGCGCGGCCGGGCCCGAGUCCGCCUCCGCCGAGGCCUGUCGGCAGAUCGUGCCGCUCGCUCAGGACGGGGAUCUUAAAGCACAGCUCCAGGUCAUGGAGAACCUGAUCAGCUCCAGUCAGGAGACCAUUAAAGUGCUUCUGGGAGUUAUUCAAGAGCUGGAGAAGGGAGAGGCCCACAGAGAAGGCCUCUCCUAUCGAACCGGACAGGACACGGCCAACUGUGACACUUGUCGGAACAGCGCAUGCAUUAUUUACAGUGUGGAGCUGGACUUCAAGCAGCAGGAGGACAAGCUUCAGCCUCUCAUGAAGAAGCUCUGCCCCACCGAGGAGCCGCAGUUCCCGCCUCUGCCUUACCCCCAGGAGGCCUUCACCUCAACCCCCAAACGCAAGUCCAAAACAGAGUCCAAGAAGCACGCACGCUGGAAACUCUGGUUCCUAUGAAACUCUCUGGCUUUUGGUUUGGUUUCUUACUUUUUAACGUCGAGGGGAGCAUGCUCUCGAACAUGGAAGGGGAUCCCGGAAAUACUUACGGUGCUUUCCCUAGCCCCGCCUCCCCUCGCGUUACUCCGGCAACAUGCUGUGCGCAUCCCGGAUAUAAAACUGUGUGGUGAAGUCACAUGCCUGAGAACAAGGAAGUGCAACUUUUAUCCUUAUUUCUUUUCACGGCUUCCAAAAGGGAUUCAGCGUUAUUUUGAACUAAUUUCCAGAAGCAGGGCGUGAAAUUACACCGUGCCAACUUAUUUGCAGAUCACCAAGGUGCGAAACAAAAUUGGAUUUACUCUUCCAUUUAUUUAUUUAUUUAUUUAUUUUAAACCGAAGUCUGUGGAGGGAGAGUUAAUUAUUUAUUAAUGCAUCAGUCUCACUUUUUCUUUCUUCCUUUUAGUCAUGGAUUGGGAUAUGUUUCUUGUCAUUUUUUUCUUCUACAUGCUGACCUUGUUGGCCUGUUUUUGAGGGACCUUGUUGGAAGAAUGGAAAACUGAGUUUGUUUGGAAUUGUGUGGAACACUAGUAUCACCCACAAACAAAUUCAACAGCAUAUCUGCUAAUAGGCAAAGCACAAAAAAAUCACUUUUAAAAAAUCUUCAGGAUGCAUUAUGCAUAUAUAUAAAAAAAACAACAAAAAAAAAAAACAACAACUGAAGACUUGAGUAUUUUUUUAGUCCAGAAUCAAACAGGACAACACCGGAAUUCCAUUACCUGAAAGUAUCAACACGUACUCUUGACUUUGCAAUUAUCAACAGUAAUAUGCGAAAAAAAGACUAUGAAAUAGCCUAUUUUUCUAUGAAUAUUUGUUAAGCUAGGCAUCUCAAUGUAAUUUUCUAGACACAUAUAUGAAAUUUUAUCUCACUA
This is a messenger RNA of Conger conger (European conger), 2444 nucleotides long. Its product is annotated as inhibitory synaptic factor 2A. Gene Ontology annotation, cellular component: postsynaptic density. The transcript is spliced from 4 exons. Bases 121 to 1536 code for a protein of 471 amino acids. Gene Ontology annotation, biological process: inhibitory postsynaptic potential. The record is from RefSeq and is a predicted model, not a curated record. Lineage: Eukaryota; Metazoa; Chordata; Actinopteri; Anguilliformes; Congridae.